ACACCUUGGAUAUCCACACAUAAUGGAUCCAAGCAUGUACAAUGCUGCAAAGAAAGGGAGUAUGGAAGAUGGUGAUUUUUCACUUGUUGAUCAUCUGAAAAGGGAGGAAGAAAAUGGUUACCAAGUCACUCCAAAGGGAAAUACAAUCCUCCAUGUGGCAGCUCACUUUGGCCAACAAGGUUUCGUGGGAGAAGUCCUUAAGAUUACCCCGGCGUUAUUAUGCUAUAAGAAUAAGAAAAAUGAAACUGCGCUUCACAUUGCAGCUAAUUUAGGACAAAGUGAAGUGGUGAGUGAACUACUUAGCAUAGAAGGAAAGGAGACACUUGUGAGGAUGACGGAUGACAUUGGAGAUACUGCCUUGCACAAGGCCAUUAGAAGUGGACACAUUGACAUUGUCAGGAUGUUGGUGAAAGUAUUACUAGAUCCUGAACACGACUUUCCAGCCAAUAAGGCUGGGAAGACACCACUUUAUUUGGCAGCAGAGUCUGGUUUUCAUGAUGCUUUGAUUGAAAUCUUGAACGUUUGCAAGGAACCAACUUAUGUUGCAGGUCCAUCCAAUCGAACACCUCUACAUGCAGCUGUAAUUAAAGAACACACAGAAUGCGCGAGAUCACUAUGGCAAUGGAGUAAACCUUUAUGCGAAGAAGCUGAUAAAUGGGGUUGGAAUUCACUGCACUAUGCUGUUAAACAAGGAUUGAAAGAAAUAAUUUCCGAUAUGUUGGGAUGGAAGAAAUCUUUAGCCUACCUUCCGGCUGGCAGUGAAAAUGAUUGGACGACAGCAUUUCACAUUGCAGCUAGUGAAGGUGAUGUAUUGAUGAUAUAUGAUUUAUUAAACCACUGCCCAGAUUGUUGGGAAAUGCUUAAUUGCAAUGGCCAAAAUGCACUUCAUGUUGCCUUAUUGAACUAUCACGAAAUGUUUGUCCAUGCCUUCCUUGGGUCUGGAAUUUGUGAUAGCCUUGUUGAUGAGGCAGAUAAUGAGGGCAAUACUCCACUCCAUUUGCUUGCUGCCUCUGGGAACCGUGUGCCUCAAAUGAUAUUAGACCAUCCUAGCGCAAAGAAGAUGAUAUUUAACAAACAAAAUCAGACUCCACUUGACAUAGCAUUGUCUCGUACAUGGACAAUAAAGAAGGAGAAAUUGGUAGGCGAUUUGUGCAGCAUAAAUGGACGAUUGGGACAACGUGACUUCAAGGUAAAACGGAAAACAGAAACGAUUGGUAACAUACGACAGAUUAGGAAGGAGGAUGAUCAGGACAAAGCUAAGAGAGACAAAAUAGAAAUAGAAAAAUUUAUGAAGGCAGCUCAAAUACAAGUAGUUGUAGCUACUCUCCUAAUGACAGUCACUUUCGCAGCUGGCUUCACAUUGCCAGGAGGUUUAUACAACGAUGACAGUCCUAAUAAAGGGAUGGCGAUUCUAUUAAGAAAAACAGCGUUUCGUGCAUUUGUUAUUUCAGAUGUCCUGGCAUUUUCAUUCUCAGCUGGUGCUAUAUUCAUCUACUUCUUCAUGGCAGAUUGUGAUGUAGACGGAGAGGAAGAAUGUAAACGGGACUGGUUCAAAGUUUUAAGGAGUUAUUAUUAUAUAGCAGGUAUUUUGCAACUUUUGGCAAUGGGUGCUGUUGUAAUUGCAUUUGUAACUGGUAUGUAUGCUACUUUAGCAAAUUCACUUGCUCUUGCUGUUACUGUUUGUGUCAUUGGUUGUGUCUCUUUUGUUAUGUACUUUUGGAUUAUCAUUUGGGUAUAG
Messenger RNA from Solanum verrucosum, 1738 nucleotides. Its product is annotated as ankyrin repeat-containing protein ITN1-like. The coding region runs from base 23 to 1738 and encodes 571 amino acids. Lineage: Eukaryota; Viridiplantae; Streptophyta; Magnoliopsida; Solanales; Solanaceae. The record is from RefSeq and is a predicted model, not a curated record. The transcript has 4 exons. Gene Ontology annotation, molecular function: protein phosphatase 1 binding; protein phosphatase regulator activity. Gene Ontology annotation, cellular component: plasma membrane.